Molecule: messenger RNA, 5160 nt
Organism: Volvox carteri f. nagariensis
Lineage: Eukaryota; Viridiplantae; Chlorophyta; Chlorophyceae; Chlamydomonadales; Volvocaceae
Product: TIR-containing protein
Exons: 18
Coding region: 1-5160 (1719 amino acids)
Biological process (GO): regulation of transcription by RNA polymerase II; signal transduction
Cellular component (GO): nucleus; aryl hydrocarbon receptor complex
Molecular function (GO): transcription cis-regulatory region binding; nuclear receptor activity
Source: RefSeq, a predicted model, not a curated record
AUGGAUAAGGGGAAGCUUAAAGCUCUUGUUGAUAGCCUGGGCUCGGAAGCGGCUGAGGGCCAUGAGGCUGCCUUGGUUGAGCUGCAUGGCAUGGUCUCGCGUGCCACCAGCAAACAUAAUUUUGAUCCAGGUGCUGUGCUAGAAACCAAGCUGCUGCAGCUUCUGCUGAAGCGAGUCCUGCCACAGCAGACAUGCGACAAUGGUGCAAGUGCAAUUCUAUUGGUGCGCAAGAGGCAGCUGGAAGUCCUUGAAAUGCUCGCCGGUGACGAAAAAGAUGAGUAUGGACUUCUUUAUUGGGCCUCGGCCCGGGGCGCACUUAUUUCAGUAGCGCUCGGUCCGGAAUGCGAGGCGUUCACCGUGCUGGCAGAUGUACUCCAGUCUCUCGCUUCUAGCCCAGCAGAGCACCAACCAGAAUGCGGCGCUGUCUUAGCGGCCGCUUCUCGCACGCUGGUUCGUCUAGUGCUCCGCUCAGAUGGCCUUUACACGGCGUACGCUGUGAGCGCUGACCAAGUCAAGCAGGCUAUAAAAGCUGGCGCACUGACGGCACUCGUGGAUGCGUUCUCCCACUAUGCCGUGGGGGCGCUUAUGGAGACCAGCAUCGACGUGGUCGGGCCGCCGCCGGCGCCCUCGGCGCUCCGUAACGGCGGCGCCGGUGGCGGUGCCGCCGGCGGCGGCGGCGGCGGUUCUGGCGGCCGUACGAUGCAACGCAGCUUUACCACCAAGCAAGCCCACGCUCGCACCAUCUCCCAGCGCAAACGCGACAAGCAACACAAGCAGCAAAUGGCGGCGGCCGCCGUAGCGCAUGUCGUUAUGCAGUCCGUAGGCUAUAUCUGUCAAGCCUUGUCGCCGGGAGAGCUUAGAGAGAUAGGGCUGCGGGAGGUCGUACUGGCGCCGGUCGUGACGCUGCUGGCAGGGCUGCCAGCCAAGCUGGCGGCGCCGCCGCGGUCCAAAGCCCCCGCGCUGGAGCACGGCAACGUUGCCAUCCGGCUGUCGUACAUUGGCGAGGAGAGCGAGUCGAUGGAGAUGUCGGGGGGGGUGGGCGGGGCCCCGCCCGGGUUGGCGGUGAAGCUGCCGCGCGCCCCGCCGGCCUCGGUGGUUUCGGGGCUGCUCGUACGGGCCUUGGAUGGGCUGGUGCACUGUGUGGAGAGUCGAAGCGAGGCGCGAUGUGACGCGGCACGGCAGCUGCGCUUGGUUGCGACGAUGAUGUCUCUGGCGGGCGGCAGCGGCGGCGGUGGCGGCGGCGCAGUAGCGGUGCCGCCGCUGCUGCAGCUCAUUCGCGCGCUUUGUGAUUCUUUGGAGCAGCAGGAGGAGGAGCAGCGAGAGGUGACGGCGGCGACGCGCCACGGCGGCGGCGGGAGCGCCGCCGGCGGCCUGGGGCUGCACGGCGGCGGCGGCGGAGGUACGCAGACGUUGCACUUAUCUGGGUUCCAACAGCAACAAAGCCAUGCAGACUCCUCCAAAAUGCGCGGCAAGCUGCACAGCGUACGGCACUCCCUGGCACCGUACAAGGUGCUCUUCCAGCUGCAAUCGCUGUGCCAACAGGCUGCCGCCGCCGCCGGUGGCGGCGGUAGUCACGCUGCCGCCACGAUAGCCGACGGCAUCGGUCCCGACGGCGAGGCGGCGCUGGUGGGCCUGGCGGACGAGCUGGAGGACGUCAGUACGGUUGCCGUACGCGCCACCUUGAUGCCGACGCUUCUGGCGCGCGGCGAUCUUCACCAGGCUGUCGACACCGCCGGCGCGCUGGAGGACUUGUUCCGCCAUCUGCCCGCCGCCGGGCAGGCGGCGUUGGCGGGAGUUCUGGCGGAGGCGGCGGCGCAGCCGUCGGCGCCGCUGGGUUUGGUCGUGGCGGUGGCGGCGGCCGCCGGUGCCAUGACGACGGGUCAAGCAGGCCAACAGCCGCAGGAGCACGCCGCCGGGAAAUCGGGCACAUCAGGUCCCCGCCAGAAGAAGCAGCCGCAGCUACAGCCGCCGUCGACGUCGUCCCUGUCGCACGGUCACGGCACAGGUGCAGGAUCGACGGGCGCCGCCGCCGCCGCCGCUGCCGCCGCCGCCGCGGCGUCGAACUUUCGGGUGGCGGCGCAGGCGGCGGCAUUCGUCGGCACCCUGGAACACGCCUACUCCGUUGGCGGCGGCGGGAUUCAGCCGCUGACGGAGGAGGCGACGAGCCUGAUGGGCUCGCUGCCAGCGGCCAUGAUGGUGGGUCGCAUGCGGGAGUUGGCAGCGCACCAUAAAGCCCAGGCGGUUGGCGGCAAGUCCAUGGUCGUACGUGCCGACGGCAGCGGUGCGUCCGCACAUGGCGGAAUGGCGCACGCGCCGGUGGGCCUCGUGGAAGCGGUCCUUGUGGGCCUUGCGGAGAAUCUGCAGAGCUUCUUGACGGCGGCGGCGGAGCUGCUGCCGCCGUCGGACGCGGCUUCGGGCGACGAUGGCGGCGUCGACGCCGCCGUCGGCCACGCUGGUCAUGUUGACGAGCUGGUGGGCCUUGUGUGCCGUUGCACACAGCGCUUCCAGGAGCGGUUGCCUGUCGUACUUCAACACCUUCAGGCACACCUGCAGGCCUCCGGCGACGGCGACGCUGACGCUGACACAGCCGCCGCCGGCGGCGCCGGCUCGCACGGCGCGCAUGAUGGCGUGCACGCCGCCACUGACGCCGCCGCCGCCGGGGCGGCGGCGGUGCAUCAAGGACAGGACCUGCUUGUCUCGACGGCCUGCGUGGCGGCGACGCGAGUCCUGGAGGCUUGUACGAACCAGCUCACUGGCCAGUCCCAGCAGCCACAGCCGCAGUCGCCGCCGCCGCCGCCGCCACCGCCACAAGGCGCCGACGCGACGCUAGGCGACCAGACGGCGGCGGCGCUACGGAUCCUAGCGACCAUCAUAAACCCUGCCGGCGGCGGCGGCGGCGGCGCCUCCGCCGCUGCAACAACCCACCCGCUUCUCCUCCACGACGCGACGGAGGCGGCGCAGGCGUGUCUAGAUGCGCUGUUCGGGGUCCUUUCCGACCCUUCCGUACACGCCGCCGACCCCGAUCUUUUUGAGGACGACGUGUGCGCGGGUCUGGCGGUGUCGCUGGCGGAGUUGAGACCGGUCAAUCCCCUGGCGGCGGCGCUCGACGUCAAGCAUAGCCUGGUGGUGGCGGCACGUGCGCUCAAGGCGCUGGUCAAAGCCGUACCCCACGGUCAGCUGACUUCGGAGCAAGAGACGCUGUUGCGUUGCUUUGUUAACGCGCACGAUGACGGAUUGCAGCACAGCCCGUUCAAUUUGGACCUGCUGUUCGCUGAGGGCGCCGUGGCCGCCAUGCUCCGCCGCCUGCACGACACCCCUGCGGACCAGCCGCUGGAGGAGGAGGCGCUGCAGUUCUUCGCCAGCCUAACUGACUGGGGUCAUUCGAAGAAUGGAGAGCACCAGCUGCGGUUUAUGAAGGAGCUGGGUCUUGCGCGAGCUCUUGCCGCCAAGUUGGUGGCGGAUGACCAAGCUGACGGCGCCGCCGCCGAAACGCUGCUCACCGUCGGCUCCACCGGCGGCCUGGACGCGUUGCUGACCUUGGCGAACCUUAACGGGGGCACCGCCAGCCCGGACGAUAUGCUGUGCCAGGAGCUGAUUGUACGGCAUGACAUCAGCGCGCAGAUUGCGCAGUUUGCGGCGGAGGCGGCGCUGUCGGACAAGGGCCUCGCAACCUACACAUUCCCUGACGGCACCUGGUCCAUCUACGACUUGCCGUCGCUGCUGAUCUCUUGUCAGUCGCUAACCCGUACGGCAGUCAACUGCGAGAGGCUCGUACAGCAUGGCUUGCUGCCGACGUUGCUGACGGUGCUCAGGCUUCGUGAGGCGGGGGUGCAGGAGGUCCUCAAGGCGUGUCUUAAGCGCGAGGAUCUUCGUGUGGUGGACGCGGCUCGGGGUACCUUGCUGCAACUGGGUGAGCUGACGGACACCGCCGCCACGCGCGCUCUCAAGGUGUCGUGCGCUGACGUGGCGCCGCCAGCGGCGGCGGGGGCCGCAGCCGGCAAGGGCGGCGUCAACGGCAAUGACGGUGCCGGUUCCGCCGGCGGCGGCGGCUGGACCGGCCCGCCGCUGUACGACGUGUUUUUGAGCCACAAGCGCACCGACGCGCGUGACUUUGCCCGGGCGCUAUGGAACUUGUUGGUCAGUAACGGCUACACGGUAUUUUUGGAUUUCGAAUUCAAGCAAGAGCUGGGGAGCCUUGAGGAGAUGGUGGGUCAUUGCACCCACUUUUUGUUCAUCAUGACGGACAACGUGUUCAAGAGCGAGUGGUGUAUCAAGGAGCUCGUGCAGCAGCUGGCGGCGGCGGCGGCCGCCGCCGCCGCCGCAGGCGGCGGCGGUGCCGCGGACCCUCAACAGCUGCAGCAGCAGCAAUCUGGAGGUCCCCACGGACAUCAGCACCAACACCAGCAGCAGCAGCAGGGGCUGACAAUGCCGCCGUCGUCGGGGAGUAUGGACGCGGCGCAGGCCACGGCGGCGGCGGCGAUGCUACUGCCGCGGCCGCAGCUGCUCUUCCACCAGGCGUUGAGCGAUCCAGGGAUGUUCUCGGCGGCGGCGGCCGCCGACGCGGCGACGGCGGCGGCGGGAAAGACCCAUGGUGCCCUCACGGAACUGCAGGCCGAGCUGAGUAACGCACGUCGGGAGCUGGUGAACGAGGUGACGGGUCUGGGUCGCACCUUCAUGAGCAGCCAGCAGGAGCUGCGGCAGGCCGUGCAGGCGGAGGUGGCGGCGAGUGCGAGGCUGGUGUCUGGGGAGGUCCGGUCGCUGUUGAUGGACGCUCAGAACCAGGUGCAUGGCCUCAAAGUGGAACUGGCGGAUGUACGGCAGGAGCUGAUCAGCAGCCGCCAGCAACAGAGCGAGAUGCGGGGCAUGUUGGCACAGCGGUGGGGCCAACUCGAAAAGUGCGCGAACGUGCACCAGCAGCCGCAUCCGCCGUCGCUGCAGCCAGCGGCGGUGGCGGCGGCGGCGGCGGGCGCUGUCGUUACCGCGGCGGCCGGCGGCGGUGUGACGGGGGUGAUGGCGUUGACCUCCCAAGUGGGGAUCGGGUGGGUGGACAGUUUGGGUGGGCGUGUGCGUGUGGGUGUGGGUGUGGGGGGGAGCGGGUGUGUUUAUAUAUGUGCACUUAUACUGUUAUGCGUGCGCAACAUUACUGUUGCCCCCGGGUGA